Messenger RNA from Hypanus sabinus (Atlantic stingray), 3681 nucleotides. It is a transcript of the gene ikbkb, whose product is annotated as inhibitor of nuclear factor kappa B kinase subunit beta. Gene Ontology annotation, biological process: peptidyl-serine phosphorylation; tumor necrosis factor-mediated signaling pathway; positive regulation of transcription by RNA polymerase II. NCBI's taxonomy places the organism in Eukaryota, Metazoa, Chordata, Chondrichthyes, Myliobatiformes, Dasyatidae. Gene Ontology annotation, cellular component: IkappaB kinase complex; cytoplasm. The record is from RefSeq and is a predicted model, not a curated record. Gene Ontology annotation, molecular function: ATP binding; IkappaB kinase activity. The coding region runs from base 180 to 2423 and encodes 747 amino acids. The transcript is spliced from 23 exons.
ACGGCAGAACCCGGAAGUGGUGAGGCGGACAUUGGAGUGUGUGGAGGAGGGAGAGCGGGUAACGUGGCUCCUAGACCCCAACACAGCAAGGUAUCGGCCGCCGGGUCCCCGGAGGAGGAAACCGGAGAUCCAUGAGCCAGUCUUCACCAGGACUCAGCGUUGGAGAGGGAUGAGCGAAGAUGAGUCGACCUCCUUCCUCGCAGAACCUGACGUGCGGAGCGUGGGAGAUGAAGGAGCGCCUGGGCACAGGCGGAUUUGGGAACAUCAACCGAUGGAGUAACAAGGAAACCGGGGAGCAGAUUGCCAUCAAGCAGUGUCGGCAGGAGCUGAGCGCCAGGAACCGAGAGCGCUGGUGCCUGGAGAUCCAGAUCAUGAAACGGUUAAACCACCCAAAUGUGGUGGCCGCGCGGGAUGUUCCUGAGGGAAUGCAGAAACUCUCCCUCAAUGACCUGCCCCUGCUGGGAAUGGAAUACUGUGAAGGAGGUGACCUCCGUAAGUUCCUGAACAAGUUUGAAAACUGCUGUGGCAUGCGGGAGAUGCCAAUCCUCACCCUGCUCACUGACAUCGCUUCCGCCCUCCGAUAUCUGCAUGAGAACAGGAUCAUUCACCGAGACCUGAAACCAGAGAACAUUGUGCUGCAGCAGGGGGAACAGCGCUUAAUCCACAAAAUUAUUGACCUGGGUUACGCCAAAGAGCUAGAUCAGAACAGCCUGUGCACAUCCUUCGUUGGAACGUUACAGUACCUGGCACCAGAGCUCCUGGAACAGAAGAAGUACACGGUGACGGUGGACUACUGGAGCCUGGGGACGCUGGCCUUCGAGUGCAUCACUGGAUUCCGGCCCUUCCUUCCUAAUUGGCAGCCCGUGGCCUGGCACAGCAAGGUGAAACACAAGGGUGACCGGGACAUCAUGGUGGCCGAAGACAUGAGCAUGGAAGUGAAGUUUUCAAACCAGCUUCCUCAACCCAACAACCUGAACAGUGAGCUGGUGGGUCCCAUGGAGCAGUGGCUGCAACUGAUGCUGAAAUGGAACCCGAAGGAGAGGGGCACCGACCCCGUGCACGGGCCCAACGGCUGCUUCAAGGCGCUGGACGACAUUCUGAACAAGAAGUACGUGCAGAUCCUGGACAUGAAAUCGGGAGUUGUCCACACCUACCCAGUCACUCCCGAGGCCAGCCUUCAGUGCCUGCAGCAGUGGAUCGAAACCACGGCCAACAUCCCGGCCUAUAACCAGGAGCUGCUGUUGGAGACGGGAACUGCCAUAGACCCUCGGAAACCUGUGAUCCAGUGUAUGCCAGACAACAGGCAGCCGUGCGAAGGGAAGAAGUCGGAACCGACCAUCAUUUAUCUCUUUGACAAGAGCACCAGCACCUACGACGGGCCGGUCCUGGUCCCCAAACAGCCCGACGCAGUCAGCUUCAUUUUGCAGGACCCGAAGAGGAUGCUCCCCUACGUGCAGCUGCGGCGAGCCUGGGGGCAGAGCUGGGACCUGAUCCGCAACAUGAAAGAGAUCUGCGUCCGGCUCCAGCAGGGACAGCGGGCGGCCAUGAUGAGCCUGCUGCGAUGCAACAGCACUCUGUCCAAGAUGAAGACCACCAUGAUGUCCCUGUGCCAGCAACUGAAGGCCAAGUUGGACUUCUUCCGCGUCAGCAUUCAGAUCGACCUGGAGAAAUACAGCGAGCAGAUGGCCUUUGGGAUUACCUCCGAGAAAAUGAUUACUGCCUGGAAUGAAAUGCAGAUGAAGGCAGAAGGUUGUGGAAGGAUGAAUGACGUCAGCAGUCUAGACGAGCAGUCGAUGGCACUUCAGACAGACCUGGUCGAUCUACAGCGGAGCCCGUCGGCACGGCGACAGGGCGAGCCUCUGGAGGGUCUAGAGGAAGAGGCCAUGGAACUGUAUCGCAAACUCAGGGAAAGGCAAAGAGAGCAGCGGACCAAUGGAGACAGCCAGGCAAUGGUGCGCAUCCUCCAGCAGACGCUGCAGAGCUUUGACAGCAAGGUGAAGGACAUCUACUCACACCUCAGCAAGACGCUGGCCUGUAAGCAGAAGGUGAUCGACCUCCUCCCAAAGCUGGAGAGGGUCCUGCAGCUGAUGACCGAGGACGAGAAGCUGGUGAUGAAACUUCAGGAGAAACGGCAGAAAGAGCUCUGGCACCUGCUGAAGAUUGCCUGUAGUAAAGUCCGCGGCCCGGUGAGUGGGAGUCCGGAGAAUAUCAGCGCCAACCGCCUGUCUGCCCCCAGCCAAUCCAUCUCCCCUCCACGUGCCAUCUCAAGCAUGGAGAAGCCAAGAAAUGGCGAGGACUCGCUUCUGAUGAUUGAAGAAAGUCAGAACUAUCGCAGUCAGCUUCUAAAUGCUAUGCAGGAGACAAUUCAGGACCGGGAGAAUUCCUUACAGUCUCUGGAUUGGAGUUGGCUGUCCAGCCACUGAGGGAGAGGGCAGUGGAUUUGCACACCUUCGAUUAGCUGUGAACAUCUUGCAGAAUUCCCGUCAUCAGUGAUUGUGAUGCAACGACCCUCGUUUUGGAAAGAACUCCAACCAGCCGCCGUUCCUCUGUCGGUGACCAGUACCACCGAGCUGCCUCAUGGACGACUGUCUGGUCCGAUGUCCCAAUCCCUCCGUGCUCACAGGAUUAGGAAGGAACAAUCCCGUCUAUUUCUGCACUUGCUCUGUUUGCCACAGUGUGUUUCGUGGACCGUCUUGUGUGGGGUGGGGGCGCUACACAGGAGGGAAGACAUCUGACUCAAGAUUAUUUCUCAUACUGUGGGAGGGUUGGUAAUAAAAUGCUUCGUUUGAACAUGAUCCAGGUGCCAAUGAUAAUAACUGCAGCCAAAUGGAGCCCGUAAUCGAUACUAUGCAUACUUGUUAUUGAAUAAAUAAAAUGCCUUUAAAAGUGCCUUAUUAAAGUAGAGACAUCAUCUGUGUGCAACUGUAUAAGUUUUGCUGUUAUGACUAAACAGUGCAGCACAUACAAAAUGCUGGAGGAACUCAGCAUCUGUGGAAGUGAAUAAACAGUCGACAUUUUGGACCGAGGCCCUUCAUCAGGUCUCGGGCUCUUUAUUCGCUUCCAUCGAUGCUGUCUGACCUGCUGAGUUCCUCCAUCAUUUUGUGUGUGGUUGCUCUGGAUUUCCAGUAUCUGCAGAAUCUCUGGUGUUUAUAACCAAAUAGAGCCGUGUCUUGCUCACCUGGACACUUAUUGUGGGACAGAUUACUGAGGUCCUGCUGGCUUUUGGAUAAUGUGCCAACAUAAGAUUUUAACUUUUAUGGGGUCGAUAGGAGACCGAGACUGAGAGUGGAUGAUUCAAGCCUUCACCAAUAUAGACAAUAGACAGUAGGUGCAGGAGUAGGCCAUUCGGCCCUUCGAGCCAGCACCGCCAUUCACUGUGAUCAUGGCUGAUCAUACACAAUCAGUACCCCGUUCCUGCCCUCUCCCCAUAUCCCUUGACCCCGCUAUCUAUAAGAGCUCUAUCUGACUCUCUCUUGAAUGCAUCCAGAGAAUUGGCCUCCACUGCCUUCUGGGGCAGAGCAUUCCACAUAUCCACCACUCUCUGGGUGAAAAAGUUUUUCUACAUCUCUGUUCUAAAUGGCCUACCCCUUAUUCUUAAUGUGAUUCAGCAUAUUAUGAUUCAGAGUAAGUAAUUUUAUUUGUAUACAGAAAAUAAAUGUUGACUUAGUGGUGAAAUUCUCA